CCUGAAGAGGAAAGGAGGACCAAGUCAAGUCCUUUCCCAAAGAGAGGACAAGAAUGAAAACAGUGGACCUCUCUAAAAAGAGAUCCAAAAAGAAAUCAGUUUUCAUCUACAACCAAGACCACUUGACCUCUCUAAACAGUUGCAGAGUCAGCUUCGACCUCACCAGCGCGCAAUGGCUUUGCUCCUUCCAUUCUCCACCGGUUCAUCUCUACCCAAUUUCCGGUUCAGACGCACUCCGCUCCGAUCCUCCAGCGAACGACAGGCUCUCUUUAACCGCGUUGCUCCUUUCUACGACAAUUUAACUGAUUUGUUGAGCUUGGGUCAGCACAGAAUAUGGAAAAGAAUGUCUGUUUCAUGGAGUGGUGCAAAAAUGGGUGAUAGUGUAUUGGAUCUGUGCUGUGGAAGUGGAGAUGUAACGUUUCUAUUGUCUGAGAAAGUUGAGGUCGAAGGCAAGGUGAUUGGUUUGGAUUAUGCGAAAGAUCAGUUAUCAGUUGCGUCUUCCCGGCAAAAGUUGAAGUCCAAAGCCUGCUACAUGAACAUUGAGUGGGUCGUAGGUGAUGCACUUGAUUUGCCAUUUAGUAAUGGUCAUUUUGAUGCUAUAACUAUGGGUUACGGGCUGCGAAAUGUAGUAGACAAACAUAAGGCAAUGAAGGAAAUCUGUAGAGUUUUGAAAACGGGGUCAAGAUUGUCCAUCCUUGAUUUUAACAAGAGUGCCUACCCAGUAACUUCCUCACAGUCACAGCCCUCACUUCAGGAAAUGGUGAUUGUCAUUGUUGUUGUCCCUGGGGCUUCUCGUUUUGGCCUUGUAGACGACUACAAAUACCUAAAGAGAUCAAUUAGGGAAUUUUUGACGGGGGAUGAGUUGGAGAAGCUCGCUUUAGAUGUAGGGUUUUCGGAUGCAAGAUAUUAUGAGAUUGCUGGAGGCCUUAUGGGGAACUUAGUAGCCACCCGCUAA
This is a messenger RNA of Fragaria vesca subsp. vesca, 955 nucleotides long. Its product is annotated as 2-phytyl-1,4-beta-naphthoquinone methyltransferase, chloroplastic-like. Gene Ontology annotation, biological process: phylloquinone biosynthetic process. Gene Ontology annotation, molecular function: 2-phytyl-1,4-naphthoquinone methyltransferase activity. Lineage: Eukaryota; Viridiplantae; Streptophyta; Magnoliopsida; Rosales; Rosaceae. The transcript is spliced from 8 exons. The coding region runs from base 173 to 955 and encodes 260 amino acids. The record is from RefSeq and is a predicted model, not a curated record.